Molecule: messenger RNA, 567 nt
Organism: Lucilia cuprina (Australian sheep blowfly)
Lineage: Eukaryota; Metazoa; Arthropoda; Insecta; Diptera; Calliphoridae
Exons: 3
Coding region: 1-567 (188 amino acids)
Source: RefSeq, a predicted model, not a curated record
AUGAGUUCGGGAAGUAAAUACUCAAUACUAAUCUUCCUAAUAUUAACUGCAGAGUUAUGUAAUGGAUCUAAGCAACAAAAAGGUCCUCGUUUGGUGUAUUUUGUUAAGAGUGAUCUCACUUUUAAUCCACGAUAUUUGCAAGAUCAUUUUAUAAUCAUAGCUCCAGAUCGUCUGACAGUAAAUAUUACUCUUAAUUUUGCGGUGGAUUUCAUCAAUGAUCCCUGGGCUGAAAUUAUGUUGGGAGUUAAAAAUCGCAAGGACAACAAUUAUCGCAAUUUGUUUAAAUACGACAUUAAUGUUUGUACAGUUUUGGGAAAAUCUGGUGUUAACCAGUUGAAUAAAUUCGCUCUCGGUUGGAUCAAUAAUGUGUGGAAAUAUGGAAAUUUACCAAAGAGUUGUCCGUUAAAGAAAGACAAUUACAGCUUUAUAAACCUGAGACCUGAAAAGAUAAAUAUACCGAAUUUUAUACCUUUGGGACGAUAUCGCGCUGUUGUUUAUACAUAUUUUCGUGAAGGUGUCUCUAAGGAUUAUAUAGCUAAUUGUACUGUGUAUGUGGAUAUUAAAUAA